Messenger RNA from Ambispora leptoticha, 1767 nucleotides. The record is from the annotation of a GenBank genome assembly. Lineage: Eukaryota; Fungi; Glomeromycota; Glomeromycetes; Archaeosporales; Ambisporaceae.
AUGUAUUCAAACAACAGCAACAACAGCAGCAGUAAUAAUAGCUCCUCGUCUCAGUUUGAGGGAAUAGGAGGACGUUCCCAACCGCCUCUUCCUUACACUUUUCAAGAUGCCGCAAAUACACUUCCACCGUUGAAAAAUGUGCCGCAACCACCACCUCCGCAACCUGCUCAAAAGUCUCGAAAACCAUGGACUACAGAGGAUGACAAUUUGCUUCGGUUAGCAGUCCAAAUCUACGGAGACCACACGGACAAGUGGUCGAAAAUAGCGGCAUGCGUUCCAAACAGAUCAAAUAAAAAUUGUAGGAAACGUUGGUUUCAUUCUCUUGACCCUAGUUUGCGAAAAGGUCCGUGGACACACGAAGAAGAUGAUUUAUUGACGAAAGGAUAUGAGCAACAUGCUGGAAAAUGGAGUCUUAUUGCUAAAAAUAUUCCCGGGCGAACGGAUGAUCAAUGUGCUAAAAGAUGGAGAGAAAGCUUGAAUCCGGCAAUUUGUAAACAACAAUGGACCGCGGAGGAAGAUGAACGGUUGCUACGUAAAUAUAAUGAAUUGGGUAGUAAGUGGCAAGAAAUUGCUAGAUUCUUUCCCGGUCGCCCUGGUUUACACUGUCGUAACAGAUGGCGAAAAAUACAAAGACAAAAUAAGAAAGAAUCCUUGUCGGCUCCAACCAAUGAAGUUUCACAAAUAUCUGAAAUGGAAAUAACGCCGCCUCAAAUGCCUCAAAUCCUGGUCGAGGCCACGUCAUCCUCACCAUCGUCCUCUUCUUCGGGUAAUAAUGAUAUGGCAGCUUAUAGGCAGGUCACAGCGAACAACGCAGAAUCGUUGGCAAGUUCGACCCCUCUCAUGGAUCUUAUGGGACGUUCUGAUUCAAUGUUAUCAGAGAUUUCGCCUACUCAGACCACGAUGGAAGAAACUUUAGCAACUUCAACCGCAUCCAGUAAUCCUAGUAUUUCUUCCUUGCUGUCGCCAAAUGUUUCGUCAACAGCGCCACAUCAUAGCAUCAUGGAAAUAAUUGAUCCACCUCCACCUCAAUUUGAUCUUCCACCACAAGUUCCCGUGCUCCAAACUACCUCGCCGUCCUCACCACCGCCAACUUUUACAGAAGCUUCUUAUUCCCCACUUGAAGAAAAUACAAUUGUCGAUAUUCCCAUGGAAACAGAUUUUGAUCCUUCAAAAAAACCAUACGGUUGUGGGAUCGAUGGCUGUAAUUAUAUUUAUAAUAAUUCCAGUGGCUUAUUCUAUCAUUCAAAAUCUGCUCACCCUGAAGCUGCGAAUGAUAGGCCAUUUCAAUGCGCGAUGCCCGGAUGUAACAAAAAAUAUAAGAAUAUCAAUGGACUCGAGUAUCAUCUUAAGAAUGCAAAAGGCUCAUCUGGACAUAAAAAUGACACUGCCGAUGAAGGAACUAAUAAUCAGUCUGCACCAAAACCAUAUGUAUGUAAAGUGGGUGGUUGCAAAAAAAGUUAUAAAAAUCAAAAUGGCUUAACUUAUCAUAUGGAACAUGCGCAUAACAACUCAAAUAACUCUGGUAGCAGUAUCGACACAUCAAGGAAAUCUAUAACAAAUAAUAAUGCAUCUCAAUCACUGUCAUCUAAUAGUGACAAUGCAUUUCGAACAUCUAUUGUUGAUGACAAUAUGACUACUAUUACCACCUUUGAAUCUCGUAAUUUGUCUGAUCAGCAACUUAUUUCUCCUAUCAAUAAUACAUCACAAAAUUUUACUACUCCACAAUAUCCAAGAUUUAUGACGAUCCUUCCACGUCCUAACCAAUAA